Messenger RNA from Pichia kudriavzevii, 1242 nucleotides. RefSeq lists its product as uncharacterized. The transcript has a single exon. The coding region runs from base 1 to 1242 and encodes 413 amino acids. Lineage: Eukaryota; Fungi; Ascomycota; Pichiomycetes; Pichiales; Pichiaceae. The record is from RefSeq and is a predicted model, not a curated record.
AUGCUAAACUUAACUUCCAACCAUUUGAUUCAACAACGGGCUGUACUGUUAUCAACUGGCACAAUACAUCCGGAAAAAAUAAACACUCCUUGGUAUUUGGAAGGUGGUACAAGUUUACAUUUAUCCGGCUUCCCACCUAUUGAGGUUCCAUUCAGUUGGAACAUUAAAGCUACACGGUAUCUCGAUUUCAUCAAAAAGGGUGGAAUAUGUUUGGAAAUCAAUCCCUUGGCCGAAGAAACAAUAACAGAAAUAGGACUAGUACGAAAUUUGAGCAACUCAGAAACAUUACUGAUGGACGUGUGUCCCCAAUGCAAAGGGCCUAUAUUAUACAGCUCUAUUUCCCAUGAUUCAUGGCGAUUUAUAUCUUAUUUGGGCGUCACUAUACAAGAUUGUAUUAAUGUUGGAGUAGAACUGCUUGUGCAGGCUUCUACUUUAAUUGAGAGCUUUACUAAGGUUUGUUUUGAGUUUAAUUUAAUGGAUACUGGAUUUAUAGGCGGCUUCAUCAGUAGCCAGCUAACUUGGGCAGUUCUAACUAGAAACUUUUGGGGCGUUGACCCAAAUGUUGAUACUUUUGAAAAAUUUGUUGCAACUGAAAGGUUUAACCUGACAGAAAUACUGUUGCUAAACGAUGCCAGCCGUCCGUAUUUUUCGGCUAUAGUAGGUAUAUUCAUAUCAAUCGUAAGCUAUACAGGUACUCCUCUGUCGAUACUGAAAAUGAUGGGUUUUUCAAUGAAAUUAGCUCGUCAAAUUCUCUAUCGGCUAUCUUUCAAUUUGGGAUACAUGCGUUUAGUUUGCGACUAUUUCCCUGACAAUGGGCAUGAACAUAAGGCUUUUAAAGACUAUCCUCUUACUGAAAUGUUGAAAGCUUCCUUCACAGAGGACUAUAAAAAGUACUUAGCAGCUUAUCCAAAUACCCCUUUGGUUGAUUCCAUUCAACCAUUUGAUAUCUACUCAAGCCCAGGUAUUGCUGGGUAUUCAAUAUUGGGGAUGUUUACUAUUGGAAAAUUACUUGAAAAAUGCAAACCUUUCAUUAGGACCCUUUACAUGCUUUUCAAAAGAUUUAAACUAACUCCAAUUCAUGUUGAGUUUUUAAUUGAGUAUAGCGGUUUAGAGGUUACGUUUUUCCUAAAAGAGUGUCUUGAAUUUUUCUAUUACUGGUACGACUUUCAAAUUGCUAAAUCUUAUGUUCCAAUCAAGUAUAAGACCGAAAAAGCAUCCGAAGAUGAAGGAUUAUAUAAUUAA